AAAGAGCCCAGAGCCAAUCAGAGCUCUGGGUCCUGUCUGUACAGAGCUGGGCAGGAUGUGAAUGUAUAUAUAUACCCCUACUCACAACGCCAGCGUCCAACUCUUUCUUCAAAGGCCGCUCCGUUUCAGCCCGAAAGUGUAACUAGCUCACCAUGUCUCACUCAGGCGCUCAAGGCAGCAUCGGCAGCCACUCUGCCAUCGGGCUGCGCAACCACAAGAUAUACCUCUAUGAGUUCGAGAACUUCCAGGGCCGUAGGAUGGACCUGUUCGGAGAGUGCCGUAACCUGUGCGAGAAGGGUUUCGACAGAGUCGGCUCCAUCAGGGUGGAGUGCGGCCCCUGGGUGGGUUAUGAGCAGCAGAACCUCACCGGCGAGAUGUUCAUGCUGGAGAAGGGCGAGUACCCCCGCUGGGACACCUGGUCCAACAGCUACAGGUGUGACCGCUUCAUGUCGCUCAGGCCUGUCCGAAUGGACCCCCAGGACCACAAGAUCUGUCUGUAUGAAUGUACAAACUUUGAGGGUCGUAAGAUGGAGGUGUGCGAUGAGGACAUUCCCAGCCUGUGGUCUUAUGGCUUCCAGGACCGCGUUGCCAGCAUCCAGGUCACCGGAGGAACCUGGGUGGGCUACCAGUACCCCGGCUACCGCGGCUACCAGUACGUGUUGGAAAUGGGCCCCUACAAGCACUGGAACGAGUGGGGAGCCCACCACCCCCAGAUCCAGUCCAUGCGCAGGGUCCGGGACAUGCAGACGCACCGCAGGGGCUGCUUCGAGAUGAGCGCAUAGGCCGCGCAGGUUGGAUAGAAGGGGUCAGGAUGGGCACCUUGUUAACGAGCUCUUGGAUCUUCCUCAACGGCCAGUUACUGUAGCCACAAGACAUAUUGGCUUUUGAAUAUUGUUAGUGUGUUACCAUGACAACAGUAAAAGGAGUAGCAAUGCUCUCUGUCUACAGACCUCAUCAGAAGAUUAUGCGAUUUAUCAUGCUUACAAACGAUUAUACAGGAUUAGUAGAUUUGAGUUGAAGUUUGUGUUAGUUUGUUUGACAGCUUUUAUGCAACCAUACCAGCAAACUUAGAUUUUUUUUAAUUUUUAUUUACCGACCUACGUGUUUCAAGGUCAAACGAUGCCAAAAAGCCUGUUCAUCAGAAAAAAGACUCCUCCUCUACUGGGGCGUUAAAGGCCCGCGUGUGGAGAACGGUGCCGACCGGCCGGUGGUCACGACCCAGAGUGUCGGCUGUGCAGGAUUGUAUUUUGCAAAAUGUGAAUCUGUUUUGUUUCAGCUCGUUGUCGGGGCUGUCCGGAAGAUUCGCAUUUCACACUUUCUCAGGGAUGCUGGCAUCUGGAAAGCAACUUUCCAAUGGAAAAAAUAAAUACACAAUACAACACGAAA
Molecule: messenger RNA, 1386 nt
Organism: Betta splendens (Siamese fighting fish)
Lineage: Eukaryota; Metazoa; Chordata; Actinopteri; Anabantiformes; Osphronemidae
Gene: crybb1l3
Product: crystallin, beta B1, like 3
Exons: 6
Coding region: 153-782 (209 amino acids)
Biological process (GO): visual perception; lens development in camera-type eye
Molecular function (GO): structural constituent of eye lens
Source: RefSeq, a predicted model, not a curated record